AAUCCUUCACUCUUCUUGACUGCCCUUUAGGGAAUAGUCUCUGCAACUCCAAAACUUGAUCAAAGCUUAAAUGCACAAUGGUACCAGUGGAAGGCAAUGCACAGAUUAUAUGCCAUGAAUGAAGAAGGAUGGAGGAGAGCAGUGUGGGAGAAGAAUAUGAAAAUGACUGAACUGCAUAAUCGGGAAUAUAGCCAAGGGAAACAUGGCUUCACAAUGGCAAUGAAUGCCUUUGGUUACAUGACCAAUGAAGAAUUCAGGCAGGUGAUGAAUGGCUUUCAAAACCAGAAGCACAAGAAAGGGAAAGUGUUCCAAGAACCUCUCUUUGCUGAGAUCCUCAAAUCUGUGGACUGGAGAGAGAAAGGCUACGUAACUCCUGUGAAGAAUCAAGGUCAAUGUGGUUCUUGUUGGGCUUUUAGUGCAACUGGUGCCCUCAAAGGACAGAUGUUCCAGAAAACAGGCAAAUUUAAUAAUAAUAAAAAAAAAAAACUUGUGCCACUGAGUGAGCAGAACCUGGUGGACUGCUCUCAGGCUCAAGGCAACAAGGGCUGCAAUGGUGGCCUCAUGGAUAACGCCUUCCAGUAUGUUAAGGACAACGGAGGCCUGGACUCAGAGGAAUGUUAUCCGUAUCUUGGAAGGGACACAGAUACCUGUAACUACAAGCCUGAGUGUUCUGCUGCCAAUGACACUGGCUUCAUGGACAUCCCUCAACGGGAGAAGGCCCUAAUGAAGGCAGUGGCAACUCUAGGGCCCAUCUCCGUUGUUAUUGAUGCACGCCAUCAGUCUUUCCAGUUCUAUAAAUCAGGCAUUUAUUUUGAUUCAGACUGCAGCAGCAAAUAUCUAGAUCAUGGUGUUAUGGUGGUUGGCUAUGGCUUUGAAGGAACAGAUUCAAAUAAUAAAUUUUGGAUUGUCAAGAACAGUUGGGGUCCAGAAUGGGGCUGGAAUGGCUACAUAAAAAUGGCCAAAGGCCAGAACAACCACUGUGGAAUUGCCACAGCAGCCAGCUAUCCCACUGCGUGA
Messenger RNA from Nyctereutes procyonoides (raccoon dog), 1017 nucleotides. Its product is annotated as procathepsin L-like. The record is from RefSeq and is a predicted model, not a curated record. Gene Ontology annotation, cellular component: lysosome. Gene Ontology annotation, biological process: immune response. Lineage: Eukaryota; Metazoa; Chordata; Mammalia; Carnivora; Canidae. Gene Ontology annotation, molecular function: cysteine-type endopeptidase activity.